This is a messenger RNA of Acanthamoeba castellanii str. Neff, 438 nucleotides long. RefSeq lists its product as uncharacterized. The record is from RefSeq and is a predicted model, not a curated record. Lineage: Eukaryota; Discosea; Longamoebia; Acanthamoebidae. The transcript has 2 exons. The coding region runs from base 1 to 438 and encodes 145 amino acids.
AUGGAGGCGCCUAGAAGGAGCGGGCGGUUCAACUUGCCCUUUGUACACAAGUCCUCUUCGUUCGAUUUGACGGAGCCGGAGGAGGUCAAACUGUUCAAGAGCAGCCAAGAGGUGGUGAUGGAGGAGCGAGGGGAGAAGGAGCGCAGCCGAUCGUUCGAUGUCCAGGACCUCUCGAGCUCGCCCAGGCCCAGGCUCCCAGCGGGAGCGCAGCCACCCAAGAGGCUGUCUCUCGCCUACGGCCCCGGCGAACUGAGCAAGGCGCUGCAGGCGCUGAUGAGCCUCCACGAGCAAAGCGACAGUGAGGUCAAGUCGGACAGCAGCGAGGACGAGGAGUGCAGCCUGAAGAAGAAGGAGAAGAGGCGGGACCGGUCUCGACACAGGCGAAGCUUCCUGUCCCUGCUUCUACGUAGGACAGCAAGUGACAAGCGCACCCGCUAG